Puntigrus tetrazona (Sumatra barb) is the source of this 2770-nucleotide messenger RNA. Its product is annotated as zinc finger protein 16-like. Lineage: Eukaryota; Metazoa; Chordata; Actinopteri; Cypriniformes; Cyprinidae. The record is from RefSeq and is a predicted model, not a curated record. Gene Ontology annotation, cellular component: nucleus. The transcript has 2 exons. The coding region runs from base 247 to 1638 and encodes 463 amino acids.
CACUGACGACAGCAGAACGCGACAGAUUGAGUGAGAUUUACCAAACACUUGUGGGUUGCUGUUUCUUUCACAUCGCAAACAGACAGCGUUAUCGAAGUAUUACAUUAGGCAUGGAAGCGAGGCCGUAAAUUAUUCGAUUGUGGUCCUCAUUUAGCCAAGGCAGAAAACGAAACCGCCGUUUCUGAGCUCUUUAAUCACGCACGCAACAUUACAUCUCGCAGUGAAAUACUGCCUUGGAUCGUUACCAUGACUUUGAGCAUGGACAUCAGCGUUUCUUUUCUCAAGUGCGAACUCGCCUCUACUAUCGACCAGGCGGUAAGAUGCGCCGUCGAAACGGUUUUAAAAGAAACGGCGCGAGUUGUUGGCAUAAAGCUGGCCGCGGCUCGAAACGCAGCUGCAGAGUCGCACAAAGAGAACCAGACCCUGCGCGAGAGACUGGAGAUCUCCGAGAGCGAGCUGAAAGCAGUGCGCUACUACAUGACCGCGGCCGAAAAGAAUAUCAAACAGUGUUUACUUCUCAACAGAAACCAGCCCGGGUCGAAUCUCGUGCGACCAAACGUAGACGACGCACUUUUUGUGAUUCCGUCGCGCGCUGCGGAUGGAAGCCCCACAUUACAGACUCAAAGCAGAGAUUCCUCCCGCAAGAGCUUACGAAACUCACCGGGAAGAAUCCACAAUCCCAGAAAUCUCCCUAGUGUUGGCCUCUGUCUCCCCACGGUGCAGUCAGACUGGCCUCGGGAGUGCGUCAAUCGCAGAAAGGCAAGAGGAGGGACCUCAGUAGGCAACAGUUUAGAACUCGCGAGUGACCCCACGACCUCACAAACUCUAGUGGAAAACAACCCUGCUCUCUUCAAACCAGAAGACGAGACACAGGGCUCGUUUUACAUCACGAAUGAGGGUGAAAAAGACAACAGUUCUGCGGUAACAGACAGUGAGAGGAGACAUGAGCAACCAGAAAAUCCAGACCCCUCCGCAAACCCACCAGAGGAUCCGUCUGACAUGACAAAGUUUGAGUUUGAAAUGAGCACGCCAGCUGGGAACGUUAGUGAGCUGGAGCUGAUACAGGUGAUGGAGGACUCCGAUGACGUCAAACAGGGCACUAUUAAAAUCGAAGACGACCCUGAUUCCCUUACGUUAGAGCCCCCUGUCGCAUCUUCCUCCAACUCCAUGCAAGAGUUGGCACAGAUCUCCUCUCCGUCGUUGCGGGAGAGUGACGGUGAUGCUUUGCUGGCCUUGGCAGCGCCUGUUAGUAGCGACUCGGGGUUCAGCCGGACUAUCGAGAGCCCCGAUAAAGUGCACCGCUGCAACAUUUGCGGCCGGGGCUUCAGGCGUUUCUACUGCUUGAAAACACACCAGCGCAUACACACGGGAGAGCGUCCGUAUCCUUGCAGAUAUUGCGAGAAACGAUUCCGCCAUUUGGACAGCUUACACAAGCACCAGCGCAUUCACACAGGAGAGAGACCAUACCGCUGUGCUGAGUGUGGAUGCUGCUUCAGAGAACUCGGUCAGCUCAAAAAGCACAGACUCAAACACUCACCCACUUUUGUUCCGGUGGCCAAUCCCACCUUCCCUCUCCUCCCAGCCGGACCCUCCUACGUUUGGCCGCAUCUCAACACGCAGUCUUUGGACUCGGUCUAGGAGUGUCUUUUCUAAGCGUGGUAAUUGUGGAAACUGGUACGGUAUUACAGCAGUAUUCAUUGAUGUUACAAAAACAUGUUUCAAACGGAUUAAAGUGCAAAAGAGCACAACCAUAAAGCACAAUAAUAACGAAUUAACCGUUAUCUAGCUGUUUUUUUUUUUCUGGGCUGGUGUGUUUUAGUCCGGAUUACAAUGUACGGUGUAAACAAAUGCGUAAUAUAUAACGCUUAGUAUUAAAUACACAAUAUUUUGCUUCUCGUUUUUAUAAAUACUGUAGCAAAUGCAAAAUCCGAAUGGUUGCUUUGAAAGCAUUUAAAUACUAUUUGACUUUAUUCAGUUGAGAAACAGGAAUGUUUUUAAGCAGCCACUUUGUGUUCAGGGGUACCCACUGUACUGCUUUUCUGUAAGUGCCACACACCGUUGGAGAGUGCAUUUUCAAUUACAUUUGGCCUGUUUGCUUUUUGCUUUCUUGAAAACGUGAGAUCAAUGUGAAAGUGAGCAUAAAUGUCAUGCAGUGUCAAAUUUUAAAUGGUUGAUGGAAAAUAAGCUAAUGUGCAGUGCUGUCUAACAACAAAUCUUUUUACGAUUCAGAAAACGAGGCUCCCUAGAAUUACUUGCUAUGUUUUGAAGCGUGCAUGAUUACAAUACUGUAUGUUCUUUACCACAGCGUACUGUGUUACCAGAUACCAGCGCACGUCUGAAUCAGUCCAAGGCCUAGAGAAGAGACAGUGAAUACAUAAUUUAUGAGAAUAUUUGUUACGGUACAAAACACAUAACAGAUACACUUUGUUCAGUAACAGUUUUGCCAGAUUUACGUUUCCCAGAUUAGUUUGUCCAUUGUUCAUUUAUACACACACACACACACACACACACACACACACAUUCAUUUAGAUUCAUGUCAUACAUGCUGCAGCAUAACUAUAAUGAGUUGUUUUCAUACAUAAAAACAACAAUGCAAGUGUUACAGUAUGAAACUUUUCAAACGGUUCCAGCUAUGAUUAAACUUUCACAAUAAGGCAUUUUCUUGUCUCCAGAUCUGAUUUUUACCAACUCUGAUGCAUAGCAUAUGCAGCACUUCAAAGACACCCAUCAGAAUAAAGUAUAGCCUGACAAAAAGGCAGAAAGUACCACA